This is a messenger RNA of Arabidopsis lyrata subsp. lyrata, 1123 nucleotides long. RefSeq lists its product as uncharacterized. The record is from RefSeq and is a predicted model, not a curated record. The transcript has 7 exons. Lineage: Eukaryota; Viridiplantae; Streptophyta; Magnoliopsida; Brassicales; Brassicaceae. Bases 1 to 1050 code for a protein of 349 amino acids.
AUGAGUUUACAUCUAGUUCUCUGUUUAUCCUCUUAUUUGCUUUUAACUCAAGCGGCCGUUGGAAGCAUUGAUCCUAUUUUAAAAGAUUUCGAUUGUGUUGAUAUAUACAAACAACCGGCUUUUCAACAUCCAUUGUUGAAACACCACAAGAUUCAGGAAAAAUUUAAUUCGAAAGAAAGGCUUAGAAGAAAAGAUGAAUAUCAUCAAACAAAUGAUAAAAGUUGUCCAAAAGGAACUGUACCAAUUUUAAGACAAACAAAUGGAAUUGAGAGCGUUCAUCUCGACACACUCGAAUAUCCCGGCCAACAUUUUGCAGUAAUCGAAAAUGUUUUAGAUGGGAGCAUCUAUCGAGGAGCAGGAGCUAUGAUAAGUAUUCAUAAUUUAACUCUACAAAAUAACCAAUAUAGUAAAAAUCAAAUCUGGUUAGAGAAUGGACCUCGUGAUCAACUCAACAGCAUACAAUUUGGUUUGGCGGUACAUCCAAGAUUAUAUGGCGACACUUUCACGCGGUUUACAAUAUAUUGGACUGCAGAUGGCUAUAAAAGAACUGGAUGCUAUAAUACAAAAUGUCCUGGCUUCAUUACUGUUUCUCGAGUUCCCUUGAUAGGAACAACGUUUAAUGAUUCUUCUGUUUAUGGUGGUAAAGAAACAGUUUUUACUAAACCGCAAGUUUUUCAGGAUGGUUUCAGUGGAAAUUGGGUACUAAAAUUAUAUGACGAAGUUAUUGGUUACUGGCCUAAAGAGUUAUUUACUCACUUAAAUAAAGGAGUUUCUUUGGUACGUUUUGGAGGAAAUACAUUUCCAUCUCCGGAGGGAAUUAGUCCUCCAAUGGGAAAUGGCCAUUUUCCAGUUAUCGACUAUCAUAAAAGUGCACAUUUUUCAUUUGUCAAAGUUAAGAAUUCGAACUAUCAAAGCAUCGAUAUUGAAGAUAAGAAAACAAGACUUUAUGCAGAUUCUUACCAAUGUUAUAGACUAACGUAUUGGGGUUAUAGCAAGUCGAAUGGGGUAUCCUUCUCCUUUGGAGGACCAGGUGGAAAUUGUGGUACUUAAUGAAUCAAAUAUGUAUCAACCAAAACUAUAUCAAAUUUGCAAGAGAAAUAAAAAUUGACUAAACUAUAUCCAU